Messenger RNA from Colletotrichum spaethianum, 2313 nucleotides. Its product is annotated as putative RNA-binding protein. NCBI's taxonomy places the organism in Eukaryota, Fungi, Ascomycota, Sordariomycetes, Glomerellales, Glomerellaceae. The record is from RefSeq and is a predicted model, not a curated record. Bases 1 to 2313 code for a protein of 770 amino acids. The transcript has a single exon. Gene Ontology annotation, molecular function: RNA binding.
AUGUCAUCUCCUGGUAAGCCGCUCAAGCGGUCACGAGCCGAGGAGGAUGAGCACGAUGCCCUCGUCGCAGCCGCCGUCGCCGAGAACCUUGCAGCAGACUCUGCAGCAGAACCGAAGGCAAAGAAAGCCCGCACCGAGGCCAACCGCUCUCUCUUCGUUCGCUCUCUUCCUGCGACCGCCACUAGCGAAUCCUUGACCGACUUCUUCUCCGAGCAUUUCCCAGUCAAGCAUGCGACCGUCGUUCUCGACAAGGCCACCAAGGCUUCCCGAGGCUAUGGCUUCGUCACCCUGACGGAUGCCGAAGAUGCUAUGGAGGCCAAGAAGAAGCUUAACAACAUGAUGUGGGAGGGACGCCGCAUUAGAGUCGAUGUUGCCGAAGCCAGAAGCCGUGACGGCAAGGAGAGCGCCGUUGGAGCGGCCGCUGCCGGCCAGAAGCAGAAGCGUACGCAGGAACUUGAGGAGGCCAGGAAACCCCCUAAGUUGAUUAUUCGCAACUUGCCCUGGUCUAUCAAGAACUCUGCGCAGCUGGGUGCUCUUUUCCGGGCUUACGGAAUUAUCAAGUUCGCCGACCUGCCCCAAAACAAGGGCAAGCUCAAGGGUUUUGGUUUCGUGACCCUCCGAGGACGGAAGAAUGCCGAGAAGGCCUUGGAGAUGAACGGAAAGGUUAUUGACGGAAGAACCAUUGCGGUUGAUUGGGCCGUAGACAAGAGCGAAUGGGACCAGGUGAACGGUACCAAAGAGGACACGGAGGAUGACGAGAAGCCGAAGAGCAAGAAGCAGAAGAAGGCUGCCACAAAGGAAGAGGAGGAGGCCGUCGAAGACGACAAGACCGGCGAGGAACCACAGGGCGCCGACGCCGAUCUGGAAAACUUUAUGAAGAACCACAUGAUGAACCUUGAGGACGAGGAGGACAGUGAUGAGGAUAAAGACAAGGACGAAGAUGAGGAUGAGGAUGAAGAUGAGGACCUUUCCGAAGAUGAUGAGGAGGAAGCAGCCAGCGACGCUGAGGACGACAGCAAACCCGCCAAGAAGACUCAAACAUCAACCGAUAACACCUCGACACUUUUCAUCAGGAACCUCCCUUUCACCGUUACAGACGACCAACUGAAGGAGCAAUUUGUCAAGUUCGGCCCGGUCAGGUAUGCCCGUGUUGUCAUGGACCGUGCAACCGACCGCCCCGCAGGUACUGGGUUUGUCUGCUUCGUCAACGAGGAGGAUGCGAAGGCCUGCAUCAAGGGCGCGCCGCGCACACAGCCCAAUGCCCUCCCGACCAAGCACUCCGUGCUGCAGGACGAUUCCGCUGACCAGGAUGGUCGAUACACUAUGGACGGCCGGCUUCUGCAGGUUGCUCAGGCCGUCAGCAAGGACGACGCUGAGCGCCUGGCCGCCGAUGGCAGUGCCAAAAGACGGGAGAAGGACAAGCGACGUCUCUUCCUGCUUAACGAGGGCCAGAUCGACACCAGGUCUACCCUGUACCAUAAGCUCACCCCCAACGAGAUCAAGAUGAGGGAAGAUAGUGCCAAGCAGCGCAAGAAGCUCGUCCAGAGCAACCCUACGUUGCACAUCAGUCUGACCCGUCUGGCCAUUCGCAACAUCCCGCGCAAUGUCGGCUCCAAGGAGCUCAAGGAGCUGGCUCGCAAGGCCUGCGUCGAGUUCGCCAAGGAUGUCAAAGAGGGCAAGCGUCAACCCCUUUCCAAGGAGGAAAAGGUCAGGAGUGCAAAGGAGGCCAAGGAGGGCGAGCACGAGCGCAAGCUGAAGCGCAAGGGUAUUGUCCGCCAGGCCAAGAUUGAAUUCGAGAGUCGCGAAGGCACUAAGGUCCCCGAGACGAGCGGCGGCAAGUCUCGUGGAUACGGUUUCAUCGAGUACUCAUCCCACCGCUGGGCGCUCAUGGGCCUUCGCUUCCUCAACGGCUACCAGCUGGAGAACGAGCAUGGCAAGAAGCAGCGUCUCAUUGUCGAGUUCGCCAUCGAGAACGCCUCCGUCGUAGCCCGUCGCAAGGCCAACGAGAAGAACCUCGACCGCAACAGGCAGAACGCUCAGAACGCCAAGGACGGACAGAACGCCAAGAAGGGAGGCGACGAAGGCAAGGAGCUGCCCAAGAUGGCCUCUUUGAAGGACAAGAAGAAGGGAAAGAAGGGCAAGAAGGGCAACCUGAACAAGGGCAAGAAGGAGGAGACUGAGGCAAAGCCCGAGAAGGUUGAGAAGGCCGACAGCAGGAAGCCCACGGGCAAGGUCGACCGCGAAGAUGUGAAGCCGUUGUUGAUAGCGAGGAAGCGUCUCAUGAGAAAGAAGAAGGCCUCUUCCCGGGGUUAG